Molecule: messenger RNA, 1704 nt
Organism: Mytilus californianus (California mussel)
Lineage: Eukaryota; Metazoa; Mollusca; Bivalvia; Mytilida; Mytilidae
Exons: 3
Coding region: 493-1575 (360 amino acids)
Source: RefSeq, a predicted model, not a curated record
GUUUCUUCGUAUAUCUACCCAGCUAGGUCAUAUUACUCAUUUCAUCUGUUUGUAAUAUACUUUCAGUACAUGAUACGUACGGUGGUUGAACUUUUAGUGAAAGACUUGCAAAUUAAUUGCAUCUACAAUUCUAUUGUUGUUUGUCAACAAUUGUACGCAAUUUGUUUGUUUAUAUUUUUCGAUUGUUCAGAGGUAACUCAUCAUACAUUUUUACUCUCGGAUAUUGACAUAUAUAUAUAAUAUAUGUUUUCAAUUUAGACUUGUUUAUAUAUAUACAUGUAUAUAUAUCCGCUUUCGAGAUUAUCUGUUCAUCUAAAGGAUUAAAUUUUUAAAGAGAUUAGUCAAUUAUCUUUCAGUGAAUUAAUUAUGACAAUAGUUCACGACAUCUAGGUGAAAAAACUUUUAUUUUGUAAACACCAAAGAUCAUUCUGUGUAUUUGUAUGUCAACGUCUAUAGACUUAUCAGUUUACAACAGACCUUGAACAUUUGACCAUGUUCAGAACUUCGCUUUCACGAUGGACAUCAAAUUAUUUAGGAGGAUUAAUAUCAAACAGAAUAUUUCAUUUUGGAAUAACAAAUAAUUUGGCUUUGGAAUCCACGAAUUAUAAAGUCGACUUAAGCCAGGGACUUUACGGAGACAGUGAUAGUACCGUAAAUAUCCGGGAGGCGACUUUGUCUGAUUAUAAUACUGUUAUAGCCAUUCCACAUCAGAACAAUACAACUGACCACCUGGUAGAUAGAUACUGUUCUUUCAUUAGUCGCAAAACGAAUACAGGAUAUGUGGCAAAUGUAGAUGGAAAAGAUGUAGGAUUUCUGCUAACACACCUUAUCGACGAUGGCUCAACAUUGGUGCUGGAUAAGCUGCGAGUCAAACAAGAUAGCGAUAAUAAGAAAAUAAAGAAAGCUGUAUACGAGCACAUUAAACAGACACAAGAUCCUACGAUAAAAACUGCUUCAAUGACCCCUCACCCUGAAAUGACUGGCACAUAUGUACUAGAAGAAUGUUCAGAUAAAGAAUGGAACUUAGUAACAGUAAAGACGAAAGAAACUUUCCACACAAAGAUAACGGACCUACAUGAAAAACUGAAAAAGCACAGUAUUCAGUUGAAAUCAUCAAAACGCUUAUUUGGGCAUGACGUGAAGAAAGUCGUCAGUUUUCCCGAAUCGUAUCGGCAUCUUUUCAAAGAUGAACGACUUCUCAAAUCAGACAUUCUUUAUAAGCCGGUAGUUUCAAACGUUGACUUGGUUAUUGACAAAAGAACUCUUGUUGUUGGUUCAAAUAUGUCAAGUUCUCCAUCGGUGCUGCUGUCAUUCGGGACGUAUUCAUACACAACAGAAGGAUUGCAUUACAAUCUCAGUUUCAAUGGAAAUAUGAACGAAUGCGUUGAUGAACAUUUAUUUAUCCACAUGAUUUCUCUGUUAAACCGCGGGAAUAGGAACGUUACUUUCGAAAUCUAUGUUGAUGAAUCAAAAGACAUGUUACCAGUUGAGGAGAGUUUGAAAAUUUACAGUUUUCAGAAAAACAAGAUAGACAACCAAAACAAUGUUGGAUGGUACGAGAAAUCUUUGUGCUAAUUACACUAGUGACAUACCGGGAUUAUUUCUUUGUUAAUAUGAAUGUGAAUAUUAAUAUUGUGUUCUUCUUUAUUUUAUAAUUUGCAUGUUUCUCAUAAUGAUAACAUUUUUAAUAAAAACUAGAUUUGA